ACUGAAUCUUAAGCAUUGUAGUAAAUAUUCGUUUUGUUACUACUCGAGACCCGUUAGUCAAAAAUAUUUAUUUACUAUAUUCAAUUUUUGAAAUUCAUAAUGUCAUCUCUAACAUUAUUUUUCUUAGUGGGUUUGUCUGCAAUUUCAAUGAGUGGCUUUACUGCUGCUGCACCAAUGAAUCCAAAUAAUUGUCCAGAUAUAUGUCCAGCCAUUUUUAAACCUGUAUGUGCCUUUGAUGCCUGUACAAAAGUAUAUAAAACAUUUGGAAAUGAAUGUGAAUUAAAGCGAUCGAACUGUCAAAAUAAUUCAAAUUUUACCAUUGUUUAUUAUGGACAAUGUGUCUAGUUUUACACGUUUAUAAAACUAAAUAUUUUACGAAGAAUAAUAGUAACAAUUCAAAGAAAAUUCGAAAUUGUAUUUUUAUUAAGUUGUUUAUUUAUAUUUAUUUUAUUUUAUAAAUAUACAAUGUAUUUUAAAGUUUUGGAUGUAUUUUAAAAAUUGAAUAAACAAAACAUAAUAACUAAUA
This is a messenger RNA of Daktulosphaira vitifoliae (grape phylloxera), 526 nucleotides long. RefSeq names its product vasotab-TY1-like. The coding region runs from base 100 to 345 and encodes 81 amino acids. Lineage: Eukaryota; Metazoa; Arthropoda; Insecta; Hemiptera; Phylloxeridae. Gene Ontology annotation, molecular function: protein binding. The transcript is spliced from 3 exons. The record is from RefSeq and is a predicted model, not a curated record.